AUGGUGAGCGUUCCUAAAACAUGCCGGAAGUUCUGCAGGAAGUGUGGCAAGCACCAGCCCUUCACAGUAACACAGUACAGGAAGGGCAAAGACUCCCUCCAUGCCCAGGGGAAAUGGCGUUAGGACAGGAAGUAGAGAGGCUACAGUGGGCACACUGAGCCAAUUUUCCAGAAAAAGGCUAAAAUGACAAAGAAGAUUGUGCUGAGGCCUGAGUGUGUAGAAGCCGAGUGCAGGUCCCAGAGAACGCUGGCUGUUAACAGAUGGAAACAAUCUGAACUGGGAGGACACGAGAAGAGGCCAAGUGAUCCAAUUCUAAUCUUCAUCCUCUGUUAUGAAGAGAAUAAAACCUUAAGGCUAUUGUUCACUCAAUUUGGUUUUUUGGGAGGAAAUAACGGGAGCCAUCAAUAA
This is a messenger RNA of Ochotona curzoniae (black-lipped pika), 408 nucleotides long. RefSeq names its product 60S ribosomal protein L36a-like. Gene Ontology annotation, biological process: translation. The transcript has a single exon. Gene Ontology annotation, molecular function: structural constituent of ribosome. The record is from RefSeq and is a predicted model, not a curated record. Gene Ontology annotation, cellular component: cytosolic large ribosomal subunit; ribosome. Lineage: Eukaryota; Metazoa; Chordata; Mammalia; Lagomorpha; Ochotonidae.